AUGUCUUCUUUUUCCCUAUCUGAACAGGAAAACAUGUUUCCAAAUCAUCAAAGCCAAGAGUUUAGGAGCUACACCAUAUUUCCCUGUUUCAUCUUUGUAGAGAUGGUGAUCAUGGCAGGGACGGUGAUGCUGGCGUACUACUUCGAGUACACGGACACUUUCACCGUGAACGUGCAGGGCUUCUUCUGCCACGACAGCGCCUACCGCAAGCCCUACCCGGGCCCGGAGGACAGCAGCGCCGUGCCUCCCGUGCUCCUGUACUCUCUGGCCGCCGGGGUCCCCGUGCUCGUGAUAAUAGUUGGAGAAACUGCUGUGUUUUGCCUACAACUGGCUACAAGGGAUUUUGAAAACCAGGAGAAAACUAUUUUAACUGGAGACUGUUGCUAUAUAAACCCACUGGUGAGGAGAACUGUACGAUUUCUUGGAAUUUAUACAUUUGGACUGUUUGCAACAGAUAUCUUUGUAAAUGCUGGACAAGUUGUCACAGGAAACCUGGCUCCCCAUUUUCUUGCCCUGUGUAAACCCAACUACACAGCACUUGGGUGUCAGCAAUAUACGCAGUUCAUCAGUGGGGAAGAAGCCUGCACAGGCAACCCAGAUCUCAUCAUGAGAGCGAGGAAGACAUUUCCAUCCAAAGAAGCGGCUCUCAGUGUCUAUGCAGCUAUGUAUCUGACAAUGUACAUUACCAACACAAUCAAAGCCAAAGGAACAAGACUUGCUAAGCCCGUUUUAUGCCUAGGCUUAAUGUGUUUGGCCUUUCUUACUGGACUCAACAGAGUUGCAGAAUAUCGAAAUCAUUGGUCCGAUGUGAUAGCAGGCUUUCUGGUUGGAAUAUCUAUAGCAGUAUUUCUUGUUGUAUGUGUGGUAAAUAAUUUCAAAGGAAGACAACCAGAAAAUGAGCAUAUACACACGGAUAACCGGGCACAGAUGCCAAUGAUAAGCAUUCCUCGAGUAGAAAGUCCUUUGGAAAAGGUAACAUCCGUACAGAACCACAUCACUGCCUUCGCAGAAGUCACAUGA
Rangifer tarandus platyrhynchus (Svalbard reindeer) is the source of this 1020-nucleotide messenger RNA. NCBI's taxonomy places the organism in Eukaryota, Metazoa, Chordata, Mammalia, Artiodactyla, Cervidae. The record is from the annotation of a GenBank genome assembly.